This is a messenger RNA of Penaeus indicus, 2727 nucleotides long. Its product is annotated as RAD50-interacting protein 1-like. Gene Ontology annotation, cellular component: Dsl1/NZR complex. The record is from RefSeq and is a predicted model, not a curated record. Gene Ontology annotation, biological process: regulation of ER to Golgi vesicle-mediated transport; retrograde vesicle-mediated transport, Golgi to endoplasmic reticulum; endoplasmic reticulum to Golgi vesicle-mediated transport. The transcript is spliced from 9 exons. Lineage: Eukaryota; Metazoa; Arthropoda; Malacostraca; Decapoda; Penaeidae. The coding region runs from base 1069 to 2727 and encodes 552 amino acids.
UCCACCUUAGGCGAACGGCUCUCGUCACCGGGAGCUGCCAGCUGGGACGGAACAGCUGAUCGCGUAAACAGCUCUUAUUUCUGGUGCUCCAUUGACCUGUUUUAAGUGAUGUAGUUGUUGUUGUUGUUGAAGGCGUUGGUGCAUGUUGUGUGUGUAUGCAAUGCUUGGUGUGGCCCUCAUAAGACAGACAUGCAGAAGAGGAGCAGCAGUAAUCUCAGCACAUCGUGUAGGAUUCUUUCCUAGGAAGGCAUUCUGUUCUCGGCAGUUGUCUAUCUCUGCAGCCUCUCUCAGUACCAAAGGCCUUCCAGAUGUAAAUAAGAAGAUAGCAGGGGAUGUGGAAGAUUAUCAAAUUAUAUACAAGUUCCCAUAUAUUGUACUGGCUCGUGCAAUUUGCAGACUGAAAAUCUAUCAGACUGCAGUGUGUGGGUUUGCUGUGCCUGCAGUUGGCUAUUUGGCUUACAAUGGGGUCUUGGAUACCCAAGUAUUUGCUUCCACUGCUGCAGUAGGUGGACUUGCAUUUGUUAUGCUCUUUGUUAUGGGAGAAAUUUUCCGCAGAACAGUCGGUCAUAUUUAUUACAACGCCAGGAAAGAUAUUGUGAAAGUGUCUCACCUUUCCUUCUGGGGGAACCGUAAAGACAUUUUUAUCCCUGUGGAAGACCUAGUACCUAUAACAGACACUUCUGAUAUUCCAUCAGAUAUUUACGUGCAUUUGUUAAGGUUUUCAAAGCCCAAGGAUUCACUCUAUCUGUUCCUUAGAUUUGGAGGUAUCAGGGACACAGAAAAGUUUACUUAUGCAUUAGGGCUGCUAAAGCCAGAGGAUCAGCUUAGUGAACAAAGUAAGCUGGACUAAAAGAAUCCAUGUUGAUGCUGUGACUAGAUUGUACUGCAGCUUCAGAUUAUUUCUUUGAUUGUCAAAGCAAGCAAGAUAAAACAGCUAACCAUUUUUAACCAUUGUUAAGAUCAUUGUCAAAAACGCAGGAGCACAGCUGCCCCACAAAGCUACCAGGACUUUUUUAAUCAGGAAAGACUAACAAGAAGUGUAUUACCCAGCACAUAGAUAUAUCAAAGAUGGGCACAAUGCAUUUAGAUGACAGCUUCCAGUUUCUAGUUGAUCAAGAUGAAGUCAAUUUCAAAGUUGUACAGCAGUUGAACUCUGUCUUUGGAAAUGACUUAAAGUGUCUAGAAAAGGCAUGUGGCUUGGUUAAAGAACUGACCAGGACGAAAGAGGAGCUGGAGAGAAGGUUGCGCUUUGCAACAACUGAAGCACCGGACAAAAUCACAAAGGCUGUGAAAGCUGCUGAUGAAGCACUGAAGAAGAAGGAGUUGAUGAUAAAGGAAUGUGAUCAACUGAAAUUAGAGGUAUUAAAGAUGCUAUUUUUAAAGAUUGUGUUCAAAGAGAUAGAAACCUCAUUACAUAUAGGGGCGGAAGGUCAGGCUCUGCUUGGUUAUAGUCGACUAAGAGAAAAAGCCAAGCUGAUUCAAGAAUCCACUUGCUCGAAUCUUGUUGCUUUUGUCACCAACACCCUCCUCCACUGGCAUCAAGUUUUCACUCAGAGGUUUACAAGUGAAUUUGAGGAUGUAUUGAAGGUAAUCAAAUGGCCUUUUACAAGUUCCAAUUCUACUGUGCACCAGACUCCAGCCUCACCAGAGUCCAUUCAGAGACUUUGUACUCUGACUCAGUAUCUUCUGCAAAUUACUCUCCCAGAAGAUAUAGCUAAAGAAAAUGCCAGGCAGCGUGACUUGUCCAUUAUGUCACCUGCCGUGGUAGCAGAUUUUGAACCUCCUUUGUUGCCUAUACAGCUCCUUGUGAGACCACUGGAGGUUCGCUUUUUCUACCACUUCAGUGGAAACAAAGUCACAAACAGUAGAGAAAAUCCUGAAUGGUACUUUACACAAGUUCUGAAGUGGAUUUCUGCCCAUGAGAGCUUUCUAAACACAAGAAUUCAGCAAGUUCUCAAUAGAUAUGGAUAUCAGAAUACUUCUGCUAAGGUGGAGUUUAUGAGGGGCCUGGUGCGCCUUUUGGUCCUGAAGUUGGCCUCUGAUCUUCCUGAAAUUCAGUAUGAUGAUGAUCUCUUCUGUAGCACUGUCCAGGAGACUCUCAACUUCGAACGGGAAAUAAGUGUGACUUAUUAUUAUCCUGCUUCCCAGCCGUCUGUUCUGUCAGUACUCACACAGGCCCAAAACUUUGCUCGUUGGAUACACAUUGAGAGGAAGUACGUCGCUGCUCCGCUGACGCGUCUCACCAGUCAGAAAGUGUCUUUUUCCUGGACUUCAGAAUGUCAGAAGGCUUUCGAGAGGCUGAAGCUGUUGCUUUCCAGCGACCCCGUGUUGGCAGCUCCAGAUUUCCAGAGACCCUUCAUCCUGCAGACAGAUGCCAGUGACAUAGCUACCGGCGCCGUCCUCCUCCAAGAUGAUGACGAGGGUGUUCUACAUCCAGUAGCUUACCACUCAACCAAGCUCGCCAAGCAUCAGCUAGCAUACAGUACCAUCGAGAAGGAGUUACUCGGAAUCAUAACUGCAAUCAAGAAGUUCGAGUGUUAUCUGUAUGGUGGCGCUCAUCCUGUCCAGAUCUUCACGGACCACAAUCCGCUGACCUUCCUGGAGAAGAACAAGUACUCCAAUCAGCGACUAUUGAGAUGGUCGUUGUCCCUCCAGCCUUAUCAUCUUCAAGUGAAACACAUUAAAGGGCGUGACAACGUAAUUGCAGAUGCACUCUCCAGGCCAUAA